Miscanthus lutarioriparius is the source of this 351-nucleotide messenger RNA. NCBI's taxonomy places the organism in Eukaryota, Viridiplantae, Streptophyta, Magnoliopsida, Poales, Poaceae. The record is from the annotation of a GenBank genome assembly.
AUGUCGGAAGCGGAGGCCGACGACGGCAGCGGCAGCGGCGGGCGGAAGGAGCUGGACCCCCCCUUCCUGCCGAUCAACAACAUCAGGCGCGUCAUGCGCAGCGCCGUGCCGGAGAACCGCAAGAUCGCCAAGGACGCCAAGGAGUCCGUCCAGGAAGCGAGUCACAAAUGCAUGGAGGAGGGGCGAAAGAGCAUCAACGGCGACGACAUCAUCUGGUUCUUGGGCACGCUUGGUUUCGUGGAAUACGUCGAGCCCCUCAUGCUCUACCUCAUGAAGUAUCGGGAGGCAACUUUGACUGGCCAGGCUGCAAUCCAGGCCCUCGAUUUCGAGUGCCUGGUUAUAGUUACUUGA